UAUUUGGUGUAUCUAUAGAUGGAACUGACAGGAAAAGGCCAUAACCGUAAAUACCCAACUUCGGCAGAUUCGAUUCGGCCGUGAUUACCGAGCCACCCACCGCAGCAAAGCACAUCACAGUUGGCUUGGUGCAAAGCAGCAACUGAAGCAGAGGAUUUAAUUACACCCUCAUCUUCGCCCACAUAAUUUCCUCAAAACCCUAAAUCUCUGCAUUCCCCAUGGCUCCGUCCUGUUAACUCCUUGCCGCUUCGAUUCGCCGGCGAAUUGUCGAUUGAUCGAGAUAUAUUCUUUUUUUUAGCAUUUCAUUAUUUUUUUGUUGGAAUCCGGAUUGCAGUAUGUCGGAUAAGCAUGUGAUUAAGCGCGCCAAGUAUAAAUCUUCCACCAAGGACCCCGGCGUCCCUGGCGUCCUCAAACUGGUUGUUAAUUUAUGCCCUACCACUUCGCAUUAUGUUAUGGCAUAGAAAGAUUCAUCUUCAUGCCAAAUGAUCAAAAAUCGGGCGUCAAGCUAAAUGUGGAGUUUAAAAUAGUUAAAGGUCACAAAUUCACCAAGGAGGGUUCCAAACACGCCCUGCUUAAUCUUACACAGGAACAGGGGGGGAGUUACAUUUUUGAAUUUGAUACUUUUGCCGAGCGUGAUGUUUGCCGGGAAUUUGUUGCCAGGGCUAUUGCAUUCUAUACUGAAGGUGGGAAAGCAGGACCGGAAAGAGCUACUCCUCCAGUAACCAACGAGCAACUUAGUAGCAUAGAAACAGAGCGCAGAAUCAAGCUACUGCAGGAAAAUAGUGAGUUACAGACACUGCACAAGCAAUUUGUAUUUGGAGGUAUACUGACAGAUGAUGAAUUUUGGGCAACAAGGAAGAAAUUGCUAGACCAGAAUGAUAGCAGAAGGCCAAAGCAGCGCCUAGCAUUAAAGAAUGAAAUGUGGAGCUUAAAACCAUUAUCCGAUGGCCAGUCAAACAUAGUGACUUUUAACUUGACGCCAGAACUCAUUCAUCAGAUAUUUGCUGAAAAACCAGCUGUUCGCCAAGCAUACUUGAAGCUUGUCCCGCACAAGUUGAACGGCAUCGAGUUCUGGACCAAAUAUUCAAGAGCACAAUUGCUUCACAGUACGAGAAAUGUAGUUGCAGCUGCAGCAGAGGGUGAUGAAGAUGAGGAGCUUGCUGUUUUCUUGAAGAGAGAUGAUAUGCUGGCAAAAGAAGCUCGGAGAAAGAUUAGGCGUGUUGAUCCAACUGUGGACAUUGAAGCUGAUAAGGGUGAUGAUUACACACAUCUCCCGGAUCAUGGGUUAGUUCGUGAUGAGACCAAAGAUGUUUUGGACCCUCGGUAUGAGCCAUACCGACGAUCUUUCUCGCAAGAUUUGAAUCAGCAUUCUGCAGUUGUUCUUCAAGGAAGAGUUGUGGAUGCUGAGCUGACUGAACCAAGAGAUGUUGCUGAAGCCCUUACCAGGAAAAUGCAGGCUGAACUGUCUGAGGACAAAUUAAAUACAAAUUUUGAGAAAGAACUAUCCAACAGGAUGUCUCGAAGUGCAGAGCUUGAAGAUCUUCAGGGCCCUCGAGAUCCUGCUGUUGCACCCCUCAGUAUCAAGGAUCCGAGGGACUACUUUGAUUCUCAGCAGGCUAAUGCACUAAAAGCGUUGGGAGAUCCAGGUUCAGCUGCUAAACCCUUGAUAUCCAGUGCGAGUGCACGGCAAGCUUAUGACUCAUUAAGGAAUGUCAUAAUUGAUAUUAAUGAAAUGGGGUUAACUGAGCCGAUAAUGAAUCAGGAGGUUGCACUAAAGGUCCUCAGUGGGUUGACCCAGAGUAUCUCUAGCACCAAGUUCCAUCUUGGAAACAGUUCCAACGACAGUAUCCUAGAUAUGUUACCAAAAGUUACUAAGGAAGAACUCUUGCAUCACUGGACUUCGGUGCAGGAACUCUUGAAACACUUUUGGUCAUCAUACCCUCUCACAACCAAGUACCUUUAUAACAAGGUCACCAGAUUGAAAGACGCAAUGUCCCAAGUAUAUCCACAGUUGCAGGAGAUCAAGGAAUCUGUACAAUCUGAUUUCAGGCAUCAGGUGUCACUUCUUGUUCACCCAAUGCUUCAGGCUCUGGAUGCGGCGUUUGCACACUACGAUGCAGAUGUACAGAGGAGGUCUGCCAAGAGCGGAGAGAAACGCAAUGGGUUUAUGCAGUAGAAUGAUUUCACCCUUUUCUUCAGUUGCCAUUGUUUUGCAAAUUUGGCCGUCUUUUUCAUGAAAGAAAUGUCAUUCAUAUUUUUCCGUGUUGCCAAGGCUUCUGAAUGCGUCAUAUAUUAAAAUUAUAUCAACUGAUUUUUCA
Messenger RNA from Salvia splendens (bonfire salvia), 2318 nucleotides. RefSeq names its product general transcription and DNA repair factor IIH subunit TFB1-1. Gene Ontology annotation, biological process: DNA-templated transcription; nucleotide-excision repair. The coding region runs from base 428 to 2176 and encodes 582 amino acids. Gene Ontology annotation, cellular component: transcription factor TFIIH core complex. The transcript is spliced from 20 exons. The record is from RefSeq and is a predicted model, not a curated record. Lineage: Eukaryota; Viridiplantae; Streptophyta; Magnoliopsida; Lamiales; Lamiaceae.